Molecule: messenger RNA, 14236 nt
Organism: Anguilla anguilla (European eel)
Lineage: Eukaryota; Metazoa; Chordata; Actinopteri; Anguilliformes; Anguillidae
Gene: mink1
Product: misshapen-like kinase 1
Exons: 32
Coding region: 1947-5924 (1325 amino acids)
Biological process (GO): protein phosphorylation
Molecular function (GO): ATP binding; protein kinase activity
Source: RefSeq, a predicted model, not a curated record
GAUUCAUUUUUAGUUUGCUGGAUAAUACCAUAUUGUACAGUACUGUAACAUUUGCAUUGGCCUUGUGCGCUGGCCCUCUGAUAUGUGCUUAUCAAUCAAAUAAGUGGUGCACCUAAUGAAUUUUGCACGUUGUGUGUGAAUACAUAUUUUCACAAGUUCGAUGCGGCAUGUUGUACAUUCAGAACGUUAUGUUUAAUAGUAAAACCCCUCAGUUUCAGAAGUUUCGAGGUCUUCAGUGGGGAAUCAUUAUAUAGCACUGUGUUGUGGCAUGUAAAGUUAACAUCCUUCUUUCCACAUAAUAUUAGAAUACGAAACGCACAGUAAUACGUUUGGCCUUGCCCCAAUAUAAAAUUCCUUUAUUUUUGGAACACAAUAAAACAUUUGGUUAAAAUUGUGUAGGCUUCCUUUUGCCAUUGUGAUGCAGGAAUUUUACGCUGCUAAGGUACUGAUAUCUCAUUUAAACUGUACAGUGAUUUAUAUAGCUCGCUACUUUAUUAAUCGGUGCAUAAAUUAAUAUACCUAUUAAUCAUUAAGUGCUUACAUAAGAUAAAAUUGCUAGCUAAGUACCAAAGUUAUGUAGUUUGUCCCUGGUGUAGUACCGUAGCCAUUUUCUUGUCAGGAAAACGCCAAAGGAAAAGAAUAACAAGAGUCCUUUCAUGUGUGCUCGCGGGUGAAGAACGUCAUGACACUGCCCCAAAGAGAAUAUUGAACAAAACAAAUGACCUAUACAGGGGAAACUGCAUUGGUCGAUCUUGAUUGACAUCAUUAAAAAAUAUAUUUAAAAAAAACUACCAAACCAGCAAAACGUACAUUGGCAACACUGGAGUAGUGAUAUUUACCCCGCAGCAAGAAUAGUUUCUCAGUAAUAUUAGCAGCGUGAAUGCGUUCAGUCAGCCAGCAAGAAAAAUCUAAAUUCCAGCGUCGGGGAUCACUGUUUUGAUUUUCCAGGACAGACAAGAAGUGGAGGCGGUACAUAGCUUCAGACCAUCGAUGCGUUCUGUGCGCAGGGAAUGAAAGUUUUAGCUUGAAAGGAGAGUGAGAAUUCAAUGUAAACAUUCCUGCACCGUGAUGCUGAAUUCGGGCCAUAGCCGGUCAGAUAACGAUUUUAGGAGUAAGGCUUAGGAAAAUUUUUAAGGCUGGCUCACGAGAAAUUUAAUUUAAUAACGUUACUAGCUGACGUUAGCAAGGUAUGGCUGCAGUUUCGAGGCGUGCGUGGGUAGACUAGCUAGUCACAUUAGACGCGGACAUAGGCGAUAGCUUGCUUGCGUCCUUGCUAGGCAGGCUUCUUGUUUUCAUGUUUUUAGCUCAUUUUUUUUUUAAAAAUUACAGAAGCUGUACAUUUUUCGUUAUUUACUUGUCUUUUUAGCUAUGCUAAACAGGCGUAUAGUGUACCGCUGGGAAAACGCACAGUGUUGCCGAAAUGAAGGAGAGAUGGGAAUGCAGCAUUCAGAACAAUAUUUGAUUUCCGUUGAUUUUCUGCUGCUACUAGAGUAGUUUUGUUAUAACCAAUAUAGUAAUGCUGUUUAGAAAUUGGUUGUAGAACAGGUAACGUUAGCCAAUUGUGUAUUUCUCCCUGACUAAUUUAGCCAGUUAGGGAGCCAACGCACGUAAUCUCCCUUGCUCACCGUUACGCACUGAAAGUGGGGACAGAUGCAAAGGAAAUCUAAAUAGAUGGCUAGCUAAAUUAAUAUACAAGUUAGCAUUAUGAAAAUAAUUUUCUUUCGGUCUGUUUUGAAUCAAUCUUAGCCUGUUCAUUUUCGCAGUUAGUUGCUUGUUGGCCAAAUACCAAGCCUGCUAGCACUAACUUAUCGGUUGUAUGUUUAAAACGCAUCAAGCUGUUUUAGUAUUAGCCACUGUUUUCAAAUAAAAUAGAUAAUACCUCCGAAAAUUCAUUUUGUUUAGCUAGCGCUUACUAACCACCUUUAGCUGUUGAAGUUUGGUCGAAAAUGUCUGAAAACGCCCCUACGCGAAGCUUGGAUGACAUAGACCUCGCAGCUUUGCGGGACCCAGCUGGGAUCUUCGAGCUGGUUGAGGUUGUGGGCAAUGGAACUUAUGGACAGGUGUACAAGGGUCGUCAUGUUAAGACCGGCCAGCUCGCUGCCAUCAAGGUGAUGGAUGUGACGGAGGAGGAGGAGGAGGAGAUCAAAGCGGAGAUCAACAUGCUGAAGAAGUACAGCCACCACCGCAACAUCGCCACCUACUACGGGGCCUUCGUCAAGAAGAGCCCACCCGGGCACGAUGACCAGCUCUGGCUGGUGAUGGAGUUCUGUGGGGCUGGCUCCGUCACAGACCUGGUGAAGAACACCAAGGGGAACUCCCUGAAGGAGGACUGGAUCGCCUACAUCUGCAGAGAGAUCCUGAGGGGCCUCUCUCACCUCCACGCCCACAAGGUCAUUCACCGGGACAUUAAGGGUCAGAAUGUGCUGCUUACUGAAAAUGCAGAGGUCAAACUGGUGGAUUUUGGGGUGAGCGCACAGCUGGACAGGACCGUGGGGCGCAGGAACACCUUCAUCGGCACGCCCUACUGGAUGGCUCCGGAGGUCAUAGCCUGCGACGAGAACCCCGACUCCACCUACGACUUCAGGAGUGAUAUCUGGUCUCUGGGGAUCACAGCAAUAGAGAUGGCUGAGGGAGCUCCACCGCUGUGCGACAUGCACCCAAUGAGAGCUCUCUUCCUCAUCCCACGGAACCCGCCUCCUAAACUCAAAUCCAAGAAAUGGUCUAAGAAGUUCAUAGACUUCAUAGAGGGGUGCCUGGUGAAGACGUACCCCAGCCGACCCUCCACCGAGCAGCUGCUGAAGCACUCCUUCAUCCGGGACCAGCCCACCGAGAGGCAGGUCCGCAUCCAGCUCAAGGACCACAUCGACCGCACCCGCAAGAAGAGGGGAGAGAAAGAGGAAACUGAGUAUGAAUACAGUGGCAGUGAAGAGGAGGAUGAGAACAGAGGGGAUGAGAGAGAGUCAAGCUCCAUCCUGAACGUGCCGGGCGAGUCGACUCUGAGGCGGGACUUCCUGCGCCUGCAGCAGGAGAACAAGGAGCGGUCGGAGGCCCUGCGGAGGCAGCAGGCCCAGCUGGCGGCUCAGCGCCGCGACCCCGAGGAGCACAAGAGGCAGCUGCUGCACGACCGGCAGAAGCGCAUCGAGGAGCAGAAGGAGCAGCGGCGCCGCCUGGAGGAGCAACAGAGGAAGGAGCGCGAGAUGGUGAGACAGCAGGAGAAAGGCCCCCACCGCCGAAUGGAUGAUCUCAGGAGGGAGGAGGAUCGGAGGAUGGCUGAGAGGGAGCAGGAGUUCAUAAGACAUAAAUUGGAAGAAGAGCAGCGGCAGUUAGAAAUUCUGCAGCAGCAGCUGCUUCAGGAACAGGCCCUGCUCAUGGAUGAGGUGAACAGCGCUGAGCACGUCCUAUCCUCGCGUCGCUCUCAGGAGUACAAGCGCAAGCAGCUGGAGGAGCAGCGGCAGUCGGAGCGGCUGCAGAGGCAGCUGCAGCAGGAGCAUGCGUACCUGGUCUCACUGCAGCAGCAGCAGCAGCAGCAACAGCAACAGCAGCAGCAGGACAAGAAGCCGCAGCUCUACCACUAUGGCAAGAACCUGGAGCCCAACAACAAGCCCGCCUGGGCCCGAGAGGUGGAGGAACGUACUAAGCUCAACAGACAGGGUUCCCCCAAGAUUUGCUCCACCGUUUCAGACACUGCCAUCCAAUCACGAUCUGAUUCUAUCUGCCAAUCAGGCAUCGGGCAAGCCGCCCAAACCCCACCCAUGCAGAGGCCUGUCGAACCACAGGGUGGGCAGGGCAAGUUCCAGAUGGCCCACCUGGUCCCCCUAAAGCCCUACGCCGCCCCCGUCCCACGCUCCCAAUCCCUGUGCGACCAGCCCACUAAGAACAUGUCUGCGUUCCCCACCCAGGACCCCACCCCCACCCCCCGCUCCAUCCCCUCUAGGGAACUCGUCCGCCAGAACUCUGACCCCACCUCCGAGAGCCCCGCCCCCCAGGCCUGGCCAAUCAAGGAUGACCGUGGGCCUUGGAUCCGCCUGCAGGAGCUGGAGCAGCCACCCAAGGUGCCGCAGAGGACGACCUCCAUUGCAACAGCGCUGAACACCAACCUGUCAUCUGGCAUCAGGCACCCAGUGAGAGCCAGUAACCCUGACCUGAGCCGCAAUGAUCGCUGGGAGAGAGGGGACAGUCUGAGCGUGGUGGCCAACCUGCCUCAGACCGGCUCCCUGGAGAGGCACCGGAUACUCAGCUCCUCGAAAAUGGACUCCCCUCCCAUCCUGCACCAGGAAGGACGGCACAAACCAGGGGACUCGCGCACCUCCAGCCGGCCCAGCCGCCCCGCGAGUUAUAAGAGAGCUAUAGGAGAGGAUCAUGGUCUUUACGCUAAGGAGCGUCCGGAGGAGCCCCCAAGACCCCCGGCCAAGGCCAAUGACUACUCCUCCUCCUCCGACAGCAGCGAGAGCAGUGAGGAGAGCGAGAGUGGAGAGGGAGCAGAGGAGGACCAGAGCCCCUCUGACCGCCCUCGGGAAGCAGACACAGACUCUGUAAACACCAUGGUGGUUCAUGAGGAGGAGGGAGAGGGAGGAGAGGAGCAGCAGGCUGGGGGCUAUGGGGACCAAACCAUGCUGGUGCAGAGGACCCCGGAGAAGCGCAACCACAACAGUUACACAAACCUGCCGGACGUGGUGCAGCCAUCCCACUCUCCAACCGAGACCAGCUCUCACUCCUCCCCCGGGAAGGAUGGGGCCUGCGAUUAUCAGUCUAGGGGAUUGGUCAAAGCAUCCGGUAAAUCUUCCUUCACUACCUUUGUUGAUCUUGGGAUGUACCAAACACCAGGAGGGGCGGGAGAGCCCAUCAGUGCAGCAGGCUUGGGCUCCAGGUUCGAGCAGCUGAAGCUGGAGGUGAGGAAAGGCUCGAUGGUGAACGUGAACCCGACCAACACCCGCCCCCACAGCGACACCCCCGAGAUCCGCAAGUACAAGAAGAGGUUCAACUCCGAGAUCCUGUGCGCUGCUCUGUGGGGGGUGAAUCUACUGGUGGGUACUGAAAACGGGCUAAAGCUGCUGGACCGCAGUGGACAGGGGAAGGUGUACCCCCUCAUCAACUCCCGCCGGUUCCAGCAGAUGGACGUCCUGGAGGGGCUCAACCUGCUCAUCACCAUAUCAGGUAAGAAGAACAAGGUGCGCGUGUACUACCUGGCCUGGCUACGCAACAAGAUCCUGCACAAUGACCCUGAGGUGGAGAAGAAGCAAGGCUGGACCACCGUGGGGGAGAUGGAGGGGUGUGUGCACUACAAAGUGGUGAAAUACGAGAGAAUCAAGUUCCUGGUGAUCGCUCUGAAGAAUGCAGUGGAGGUGUAUGCCUGGGCUCCUAAGCCUUAUCAUAAGUUCAUGGCUUUCAAGUCCUUUGGUGACCUGCCACACAGGCCUCAGCUGGUUGACCUGACAGUAGAGGAGGGUCAGAGGUUAAAGGUCAUUUAUGGGUCCAGCGCAGGGUUCCACGCCAUUGACGUGGACUCAGGAAACAACUAUGAUAUCUACAUCCCUGUACACAUCCAGAGCCAGGUGAUGCCCCACGCCAUCGUGUUCCUGCCCAGCUCGGACGGCAUGGAGAUGCUGCUCUGCUACGAGGACGAGGGCGUCUACGUCAACACCUACGGGCGCAUCAUCAAGGACGUGGUGCUGCAGUGGGGCGAGAUGCCCACCUCUGUCGCUCAUAUCUGCUCCAAUCAGAUCAUGGGCUGGGGGGAGAAAGCCAUAGAGAUCCGCUCUGUGGAGACCGGCCACCUGGAUGGAGUCUUCAUGCACAAGAGAGCCCAGAGACUCAAGUUCCUGUGUGAGAGAAAUGACAAGGUGUUCUUUGCCUCUGUGCGUUCUGGGGGCAGCAGCCAGGUCUACUUCAUGACUUUGAACAGGAACUGCAUCAUGAACUGGUGAAGCGGAGGCGGCCGCGUCCCCCUGUCUGUCUGUGCGAUCGUCCGUGUGUCUGUCUGCCUGGCUGAGAGAACGGGCUCCCUCCUCCCUGCGUAGGAGAGCGAGGUGGGGGGGCGGGGGGGCCGAGGUGCACACAGAGAGAAUCACCCCCGUCUUACACCCAUUGUCUCCUGAGCUCCUCGCCUCUCUCAUCCGAUUUCAGCGUGCUGUCUCCGUACCCCAAUGGCCAACUCAGGCUCUCUGUCCGACCGAGGCACCUCGCCACUGAACAAUUCGCAUUCUCUGUUCAUAUUGUCCACCACCUUGAUCGAUGGAAAGCCAAAAUAUUACACAAAGCACAAAUACAGUUGUACAUAUUUCUGUCAUGUUGUACCUCUGAUGUGUUACUUCCACGGUUGGGCACCUGGUUACUUAAAUGUUUAUAAUAUUCCUGUUCUUCAUUUGGUCCGAGACCCACAGCAUCUUUCAGAGCGAUUGUUUUUGGUUAGCGAAACAGAGAUAUGGAGACAUGCUUAGAGGCACAAUGUUACAAACAUUUUCAGAAAAGGCAAGCCUGUCAUGAGGUUGCCCUAGCAUAGAGGAAAUGGCCUUGAAGUGUCUGGCAGUGGGUCCCCCUACUGAUGUGGAGUAUCAUAGCAAAGCGGCUAACGUUCUUCAGCAUCUUUGGUAAUAGCUGAAACUGCAGAAGGGCAUGUGCUUCACGGUUGAGUGUUUUUUUCAUAUAUAUUUUGUUUGUACUGAAUGUUCAGUAUUAUGAUCUGUUGGGUAAAUGGAAGAAAUUUCCCUAUGAAACCAAUUUGUGCUCACAGAUGGGGAAAUUGCAAAGGGAGCUCUCUACUGCAAUAAGUGCAGAUCGUCCGUGCACUGCAUGGAGCCUUGCGUGUCAGAUGGACCAGCUGGGUUAUUUUAUUGCAUUGUUUGUUUCUGUGAGAAUAAGAGGUCAGAGGAAUAUCAGUAAUAAAUAGUUUAUUCAUUGAGACUUUUUCUAGUUAAUUUUAUCUGUAAAUAUCUUGAGAUUACCUAUUACACUAUAGCUGUAUUUGUUAUUAUCCAUUGUGAGUUUAUGUAGUUUGAAGAGGGCGUUUAUGUUCAGCUAUUUUAUUGUUGGCUUCAGGGUGAAGUUUGAGACUGACGUGAAGAGUGACACAGGAGGCCUGGCAGUAAGGUGGGAAUCAUGGGAUUUUUAGAAACGAAAUGCGCUUCGGAGGGAAUUCACGCUAAAUCAGAAUUAAACUUAAUUGCUCAGCCCUGCCCUCUGCACAGCGUGUAGCUGUAGGGAAAAGCAUAACCCUUUUGAAAAUGCAUUCACAGUGCAGUGUUUACUGACUGUGCCUGGGUGAGAGCUGGAGUUCUGGGGGCUCAGUGGGGUUUGUUGUGGAGUAACGAGGCUGUGGCCAUUAGGGUUGGGUCGGUUUCCGGUUUUGCCGGUCCGGUCCGGUGUACGAGCUUAAACCGGUUUGAUUUUAUGGGAACCGACUGAACCGACAUUUGUCAUUAUGGGAGGUUCUGGCAAAUUAAAAAGUAGCCUACAUCAGCAACCUGUGCCAACGGCGCUAAAGCCAAUUUGUAUUGCAUUAGUAAUAAGCAAUAUGACAACGUGAUUAACAUAAUAUUAUGUUUGUUUAUAAACGGAGCCACUAGUGUCUGAGAUUGACAGGCCGUGCGCAAUUUAGUGGCCAGCAACAAGGAGAUCAAAUUUCAGUAGACCACGACAUUUAUUUUGCCUUUUUGUAUAGCCAUUUCCGUGGAUAAAAUCGCAUUUAUUAUUAUUAUUUUAUGUUAAAAACAUUUAAUUUAUAUCCAGGGAGAUAGUCAACUAGCAAGUUAGAUGACAUGUUUAGCCAUUUACUAAUACCAUCGCAUUUCAGGCUGGAAAAUAAACCUUUAAACCAGAGAAAUUGCUGAGUUGUCUUAGAAUCUUUAUCGCAACAGGAUGUAUCAUGGCUGGCAGAGUCCGCAUAGCAACGGAGGCUGUUAUGAAACGUUAACUACAUCACAUAACAGCCGUUUUAGAAUGUCAUUGCCUCACCCGGGUCAUUUUUGCAGCUGGGAUCAAAAUUGGCGUUACAGUUCCACUCAGGAGCGGCUGAGUCACGUGCGACACCUACUGGUAAAAUUACCGGUCCGGUUCGGUCCGGUAUUUGGCUUAAUAUCAAACCGGUUUGAAAUUUUUUACAUCGGCCCAACCCUAGUGGCCAUGCAGUGUCUCACCCUGUGGUGACACUGCGCUGGCUGUGACCGCUCUGCAGUUUGCUUGCUAUGAGAGGACAGCUUAGUGGGCUUUUAGUGGGGUUUACACUUCAAACACUUUUAUUUCAGAAUAUUUAUUAGGAUAUAUGGCAAAAAUAUAUAUGGUCAAAGUGUGUGUGUGAGUGAGUGUGUGUGAUAUAUACUGACAAGCAUAUGUCUGCAUUCUUAUUAACUAUAUGUAUUGUUUUCCAAACCAAAGUUGAAAAUAUCAUAUAUACUUUCAUUUCAUUUUAUUUAAGUUUUUCUUUUUUUUUGCUUGGGGGACUUUUUAAAUAUGACAUUGUGUCUUUUUAUAGAAUAUUUAUGUCUUAACUAGAAGCACUUGAAUCAUACCCGUGCCUAACGUGAAUAAACAGCACAGAAUGGAUUGUAAAAUUACAUAUUUAGCACUUUUUUCCAUUAGUAUUUAAUUUGCGCUUAUCUUGUUGAGCACAAAUAUUCUGUGGCACCGAAGCAAUAUUAUGCUUAAAGUAUCAUCCGGAUCUUCUCUAUCAGAUGUGUUCUUAUAAAAUGGGAUCAUCACAGGAAGCAAAGGAGGAGAGUGGUCUUCAGGGUUGAUAAAAUUGGGAUGGGACAUAGGUGUCUUCACAUUUCAUAUUUUAAUCUGAGGUGCUCUGGAAAAUAUGGAAUAUAUUGAUGAAAAAAAAAUGUACAUUUUACUUUAUCUGUUGGAUACCAUCUAAUUUCCAUCUCAAAUGUGACAACAGCAGCAUCUUAUCCCCAGUUAUACCAUGGUCUAGGUGAAUAUGUGGUUCUGAUUGGCUGGAAGAUGCAAGUUAAAAACUGAUAACUGCACAACUGUGGCAAGUAGGUCCAGUCAAACGGUCUGAUCACCGUUCUAAAUUCAUACGCCGGCUACCGUUGAUACAAGGUCAACUUGUGAUUGCAGAAGCUGAAAUGUAUGAUAAAGAACACUUAUUUUACACUAAUUACAUCCACACUUAAACUAGCUAAGCAGCUUGGUGUGUAUAAGUGCCAUAUUUAUUCAGUUUGGUGAGUGUCCACAAAGUAUGAUAUGUUAAGGUACACUAUAUGACCGAAUGUAUGUGGACUCCCCUUGGCUGUUUUUUUUGGUUUGGGCUAGGCCCCUUAGUUCCAGUGAAGGCAUAUCUUAAAGCGACAGCAUACAAUUAUAUUCUAGACAAUUCUGUUCUUCCCCAGCAGUUUGGGGAAGGCCCUUUUCCUGUUUCAGCAUGACAAUGCCCCCUAGCACACAGUGAGGUCCAUUUAGAAAUUGUUUUGUUGAGAACGGUGUGGAAGAACUUGACUGGCCUGCGCAGAGCCCUGACCUCAACGCCAUCCAACACGUUUGGGAUCCGUUUGAAAGCCAACUGUGAGCCAGGCCUAAUCGCCCAAUCAGUGCCUGACCCCACUAAUGCGCUUCUGGCCGAAUGGAAGUAAAUCCCUGCAGCAAUGCUCCAACAUCUAGUAUAUCCCUGUAUAAAGCCUUAGGCUAAAGCCUUCCCAGAAGCGUGGAGGUUGUUAUAGCAGCAAAGGGUGGACCAACUCUAUAUUAAUGCCCAUAAUUUUGUAUGAGAUGUUGGAUGCCAGGUGUCCACAUACUUUUGGCCAUGUAGUGUAUGUUGGCUCCCGUCUCAUCACAUCGAAUGAAGACAGCUUCCCUACAAUUCUGCUACAAAAGUAUGCCUGCAGUUUUGAAGCAAAUUGAGUAUAUGGCUAGCUAACUAUCCAUGAUGGAAAACAUACUGAGACCGUUUUGACCCAAGAUCAAAUAUAAUUUAAAGUUACGCAAGUGACAGCGAACCUAGCAUGGUUCCUUGCUACCUGACCAGAAUGAGCAGGAGUAACAUGAGCUUGUGGUUGCUAGGUCAUAUCUAUGUGUAUCUGUUUUGCUUAACAUUUUUUUGAAUACAAAACAUUCAACAAGAUAAAGUGAAUGUUCAUUUAAAGUUUUUGCAAGUGACCAUGGUGUAAUGGGAUAAUCUACUUGCCCUGGAGGCCUUGGCACAAAUGUUCUUUUAGUGACACUAUUACAACAUUAUAGUAGAUAAUCUAGCAAUCACCAAAUGGUUCUGUUUCUGUGACUAAACAUCAGAAGACUGAAAACUGGAAUUGUUAGUUACAUUUCAUAGGAUGUAAUAACAGUAUUUUAAAAAUAACAAAAAAAAUCUGCUUCUAGUUUUGUUUUUUAUCCAGUACAUGUUUAUUUACAUGUGGGUGCAUAUGUCUGAAUGUAUUCUUGUUUUAAAUUCUGUAAUGAAGUAGUAUUCCACACUCAAUCAGAUCUUAUUUGCAGUUAUUAUCCUGAAUGUAUUGCAUUGGACAUAAUGUGCAGUAGUAAAUUUAUUAAGAAAUGGUCAUAUACACCUGUUUGAUGCUGAUCUUUGCCAGUAAGUUGCACAGAUAACGUGCAACUGUAUCCAUAUUUCAGUUUACCUUAAACUCCACCCUAAUCUCAGUUAGCCAUAGUGAUUUGUGUUUAUGAGUUUGUCCAGACUGCCAGGUUUAUAGUUAAUGCAGUGCCUUGGAAUGGGAGUAUCAUAAAGUGCACUUUAUCUGAUAAAAAAACUGGCAGGCACAAACCUGUGUUUAUAAUGCUCAGCAUAAAUUCAGAGAUCAAUAAUUAGCACAUAUUAACACUCCUGAGCUAUGAGGCUUUCCUCAGAUGAAGUUCACAUUUAUCACACAACACAUCUUGGUUUAUGGGAGUUUUGUAACAUCAGAAAUGGAAGAGGUAUAGAGGAUUGUGCGGGGAUUGAUUCAGGCAAUAUCAAUUUGUCAAAAUUCAUUGUUGUUUCAACUAUAAAUCAUAGAUGUUUUUAGUCCACGUUCUGGGAGUAUACGUGUGUAUUUGUGUGCAGGGCAACCUGCAACAGCCAGUUAUGGUGGGAUGCUCUGCUGUAGAAAGGGGCUGGUUCCUGCUGAAAAUGUACUGAUAUAUGUUUUUUGCUUAGAGCAGCCUUGAACUCUGCUGUUGUGGCGUCAUGUUAAGUGUAAUUUCCCUAAGAUGCCAGCAGAGGGCAACAAACAUGCAGGGACGGUGGAUGCGGUCUAUUUUGUGGAAGAAAGCAAUGUUGCACUAACACUGCCUAGCAAUGGUAGUGCAAACCAUAACCAGUCAACGUAAGCCAUAAUGUGAUUUGCAUUUGUGUUUGGGUGAAAACCAGGGGAGGUUUGACACAGGGUCUUAUUGUUUGAUUUUGAGUAUUUAUCAGAUCUAACAGGCAUGGUUGAAAUAGAGUGGAUAUUUAAAGAAAAUAAAUAAAUUACAAAGGAAGAAAAGUGUGCAAGGAUUUAAAUUUGAGAUGCAUUCUUAGAGGUGAUGUGACCAAUAUUUUCGGUUUUAAAUUUGUUCAUUAUUGGUGGCUGAUUGCUUGUGAUUUGAACUCAACAGAUUUCUAAAUGAGGCCAGUUUUUUCGUAAGUUUAUAAAGAAUUUUAAAGUUCUUUUUUAUUACCAUUGGUGCAUUACAGUAAAUAUGGGAUAGGCAAUUUAUUUGAGGCAGUUUUAUUGUGUAGAUUUAGGUCUACAUGAUGGUGUGUGUGUGUGUUUACGUGCAUGUAUGUGUGUUCACAUAUCCUGUGCUUCAGAUUUUAGUGCAGAUUGGUCUUGGAGUAAGCAGAUGCUUGACUAAAACCGAUAACUUUCCCCUUAUGUGUUCAGAUCUAAAAAAAUAUGUCAGGUCUGCUAAUUAUGAAUGGUUUGUUGUACAAUAUUUUAAAGGGUGACUGGGUUGGGAGACACGAGGGGCAGUUUACAAUAUGUUCAACUGGGACUUCCCCGGGAACAACUUUCAUUCAAGUGUAUACAUGUGUGUUUUAAAACUCGCAUAGAUUUAGGGAACUAAGUGUGUUACUGUUGUCACAGGUUAGCUGAUCCUAAGAUUCGAUAGCUCCUUUAAUCUUCGCUUAAUCUCCCAUUAAGAGGUAAAUUCACUCUGUGGUUCCCAGAUCUCCGUUCUGUAGUUUCAAAUUGUUACAGAAAGCAUAUGUACACUUGUAUUGCACUGAAUGUAAUGUACAGUAAUGUAACCAUAACAAGCUGCCUGAUUUUGUGUGAAUUGUACUCUCACACACAGCAUUGGGAGAAUCAAAACUGUUAAGUAGUCAACCAGGAUUGCUGCACACAGGUGAAUCCCCGGCUGUUUAGAUUUUUAAAUGCAAGCACACUCUGACAAUGCCAGCAGGUCGUACACUGCAAACAUAAAUAGUAAGGUGUAGUUUAUAGUUCCCUAACAGCAAUAUGACUGUCAUAUGAUGCUUAAACACUUAUUUCUCAUUUCAAGUACUCUUCAGAGAGUUGAAAGCAAUCUCACUCUAAAUUUUCAAAAUAUUUGCAUGAAUAUAUUCUUGGGCUAAGAAUUUGUGCAUACUGUACGUCACCGUGAAUGGCAGUUGUGCAUUUGAACAGCGGCCUUGCUGAUAUGAAUGUAAAUCAGUGUCUGUCCCCAGCCCCAUAUCCCGUAGUCCUGAACUUAUAUUCAGAAAAUUUAUGAACUCUUAUUCUGCUGCUUAUUCACAAAACAUCAGGGGGCACUGGUCCCUCUAGUCUAUGAAAAAGACCACUUAAUGUUCCUCUAAUCAAACUCAUGUUUACACAUUAACUUUCCCCCAACAUAGCAAUCUGAAAAAGAGUGCAUGCUUUUUUUUUCCCCAAAUCCAUAUCUGUUGCAUUUGCGGAUUAAUUUUGCUAAAUCAGUGUGCCCCUACAGCUAGAGUUAUAUUUCAAUAUAGUGUUUGAGUCUUUGCCUCCCAAUUUUCUUUCUUCAAAUAAAAUGACUUUGGGGUUGUUAGGAUCUGAGGUUGUGUUCACAAAAUAAUCUCAGUGGCGCAAAUGAGAAUUGGCCGCAAGCUUGGAAAUUUAAUUCUCAGCUAAAAUUUGUACCUAAGAAUGUUUCCAAACGGACUCCAUGAGGAAGUCGCAACAAGGAAUUAAGACAAACCGAUAAUGAACAAAGUGUGCCUUACGUCACCUUACGCCACCCGGUGGCCGUGAACGUGCCAUAUUACCAUAGCAUUCCAUAUGUGGAUAUGUGUCUUACUGUGAAGUUGGGCCCAAUCAGGUUUGAGGAAUAACAUAUUUAGAAUAUCAGUAGACAGAUAUUGUAGGACAUUUGGAAAAUAGACUCUGACAUAAAAUGUGCAAUCUUUCAAAAAUGGAUAUUUGGCCUAAAACAAAAUGUAUAUGCAUAAGAUACUAAGUGAACCUACAUUAGGGUAGCUACAGAUCUGCCAAGUUUAGAAGUGAUUUGGCUUUAACACCUCUAAUUUGGAAGUGGUGCCGUUUCCUUGUCAGCUACUCUUUUUUUAAUUUUUUUUAUUAAUACGCUGCUCAGUCAGAUAAGUGUAUUCUUACUCAUUCAGUCACUGUACGUGUUCCAUCUUGGAUAAAAAUAUGAUGAAAAUAUCAGCUGUCCAUAACCCCCAGCAGUCACUCUGUUAACACAUAAAGCUCUCUGAACUUACUGUCAGGUCCUAGGAGUCCUUUGAGUGAUUUAAAAAUCUAAAACACUAAUAAUUGUUUUAUAAUAAAUUCUUAGAUUUAAGGGAUGGUUUUCUUUCCUCUUUUUCACAUAAAUGGAAUUUGGCCACUUUAGUGCUGCGCGUCCCACUGAGAUUUUUUUAUCUGAGCACAACCAAUGGGCUGCUGAUGGCUGCUGUGAAGUUUGGUUCAAAAAAUCUGCUGUAGUAAAUGCCAGAAACUGAUAGACUAUGUAUAGAUAUAUAUUCAUACAAAAUUAAGCUCUACCUUUUUGUAAAAAUUUACAAUCAAUAUGUGAAUGGAAUUAUGAUUUUCCUCAUUUUGCUGUACUGUAGUGAGCCGGAAGAGGUUAACAUUGACAUUUUAAAAGCGGAGUUUGUAUCCUCUUUGAUGGGUUGAUUAUUCUAUUUUUUCUUUUGUAAAGUCCUUUUGGAAAAAAAAAAACAAGAUGUCUUUUUAAUGUGUGUUUCGUUCCUUUUUAUGAGGGGGAAAACCCUUUCAUGAUUGAUUGUAUUUAAUAGAGUAGACUAAUGAAUUUUCAAGUCUUACAAGAUUGUGCUGAAUGAACUCAUGAGUCUGUAAAGUCCUUAAAAAAUAAAUAAAUACUUCGAUCUCUGUUUAAA